AUGGAGAUUCAUAAAGGACCUAUUAUAGAUGAAGUCCAGCAAUAUCUCGAUGCUAGAUGGAUUUGUGCUCUCGAGGCUUUAUGGAAAAUCUUCAGAUUUACAAUCUAUCGAAUGAAUCCAGCUGUUGAAAGAUUACAAAUUUAUUUACCAAAUCGACAGCAAGUGCGAUUUUAUGAGCACCAAAACAUCAAUGACGUGUUGAAUGAUGAUAACAACUCCAAAACCAUGCUCACACAAUUUUUUGCCCUCAAUCAAAGAGAUCCCCAAUCUAGAACAUUUUUGUAUCGAGAAAUUCCAAAGCAUUAUUGUUGGAAUAAUAGACCUAAGGAAUGGUACCCAAGAAGGUCAAACAAGAAAGUUACCGAUCAAAUUUAUAUUGUAUCCCCUUCUGAAAGAGAUAAAUUCUUCUUGCGGGUUUUGCUUUCUCACAUAAGAGGACCAACUAGUUGGGAAUAUCUAUUAUCACCAAAUGAAACAUAUUAUCACACAUUUAAAAAGACGGCUGAGAAAUUGGGAUUUUUAGAAAGUGACAAUAGUAUUCAUGAAUGCUUAGUUGAAGCAUCAACUUUAAAAAUGCCAUAUGCUUUACGAAGACUAUUUGUGACCUUAUUACUAAACCCUAAACCAACUAAUGUUAGAAGCCUUUGGAAUCAGUUCCACACCUUUAUGCUAGAAGAUUAUACUUCAACCAACACUUCUGUCAAUGAGAACUUGCUUCCUAUGUUAUUGAGGGAUUUAAAUGACCUUUUAAUUCAGCAUGGUAAAACAAUCAAGGAUUUUGAUUUGCCACUUUUAUCUUAUGAUGCAUUGGAAACUACUUCAGUACCAAGAAUUAUACAAGAAGAAUUAUCAAUAUAG
This is a messenger RNA of Vigna unguiculata (cowpea), 858 nucleotides long. RefSeq lists its product as uncharacterized. The record is from RefSeq and is a predicted model, not a curated record. Gene Ontology annotation, molecular function: DNA helicase activity. Gene Ontology annotation, biological process: DNA repair; telomere maintenance. NCBI's taxonomy places the organism in Eukaryota, Viridiplantae, Streptophyta, Magnoliopsida, Fabales, Fabaceae.